Linum tenue is the source of this 1295-nucleotide messenger RNA. Lineage: Eukaryota; Viridiplantae; Streptophyta; Magnoliopsida; Malpighiales; Linaceae. The record is from the annotation of a GenBank genome assembly.
UCCCGCCAUGCUUCCCUUGCUCUACCGCCAUGGCGACCCUUAGAAAGCGAGGAAUCCUCUCAGAAUUAGUUGAACCCCCCAUCACAAACCUCAGAGACGAUCUCCUCGUAGAGAUUUUGAUCCGACUUUCGAACCCAAGAUCUACCUGCCGCUGCAAACCCGUCUGCAAGCGGUGGAGCUCCAUCAUCUCCAGUCCGCACUUCAAUCGCCGCUUCAUUUCUCACCACCAGAACAAGAACGGAAGAGACCCACCUCUACUUUUUCGUUCGGAUGACCCGGAAUCGAUCAUCCUGAGCUUUCUCCCCGUGCCCGACGCAGGUCGACCGCGUUUCAUAGUCUGGGAUUCCUUCAAGGACUUGCUUUUAUGCGGGUUUCUGGAUUUUGAUCACAGUAACGAACUUGGAAGAUCGUACCUGAUAUGCAAUCCGUUUACGAAGCAAUGGAUCGCCCUUCCUUUAUCGCCUGAGAAGUCGAUGCGGUAUCUGGGAUCGGAUGCAAGUGAUUCUAAGUGUGAUCUUGAUCUAGGAGAUGGCCAAGUAUUUGUUUAUUCUGAGUAUCGCUUCCGGGUCGUGUGUAUUUAUCAGUCGAGUGAACCAAUCAUGUCUAUAAAACUAGAUGUGUUCUGUUCGGAGUCUGGAGGAUGGAUCAAGGAGGCUCUUGUGCUUGAUGGUUAUUUGAAAGUGGUAUGCCACAAUGUAGUCUCGUGCAAUGGGGAGUUGUUUUGGACGCAUGUUCACUCCCAACAUAGGCCCUUAAUUGCCGUGUUUAAUCCUUUCCACCUUGAUAUACCUCCCACUUCUAUUGAUGCUAGUGUAUUGUUCAAGAAACGGUGUAGUAUUUCAGUGUCCCAAGGUGCUUUGCACAUAACUACACUACAAGCUGAAACUGAACUUGAUUGCUCGAGGUAUGUCUUGAGUGUUUGGAGACUAGAAGAAGACCGUAAAUCCUGGAAGAGACUAUCUGAAGUGUUGUUCAACACAUCAAGGUGUAACUAUGAUCUUAAGCAUCUUGUUACAAUUAAUCUGCAUCCAGAGAACCCGGAAAUUGUCUUCUUAGAAUAUCGUACUCGUAGUGUUCAGGGGUUUUGUACCUUGUCCUGCAAUAUGAGAAGGGGAGAGCUAGAGUUAUUUGCUGAACAAGGGAAAGCUGUACUUAAUUUGAUGGUGCUCCAACCUGCGGUCUCUUGCUGGCCUACUCCGAUUCCUAGGUACGAAGAAUUGGAAGGUAGCUACGAUGGGAGCUACAACUGUUUGGUUCGGUGCAUUGAAGCCACAACUUCCUCAGGAAUUUGGUAA